AUGGCCCUAGUGUCGCCGUGUCUAGAUCUCACGCGAGACCUCUAUCUACCGGAUCUACCGAAGCACACCACGCAUCUCUUCUCGAAUGGUCGCCGCUUAUUGUUACUUCCCAAUCUGGUGAUAUUGAUGCAAGGCUCCAUUGUUUCCAAACGGCUCACAUACGAUGAGGAAUUGAUCACUGCAUCAUAUGUGACCUUUGCGAAGAGCGGAAACAAUCCGGAGGUUGAGGCUCUUGUGGUAUGCUUGAAGCACAGUGCAUACAUCUACUAUCCUCAGGGCGCUUCGCAUAUAGUGAGCUUUCCAUUUACAGUGAAAGCCGCGUUCACAUUUGGAACAGGUCUUAUUUUAGAGCGAGAGAUAGACGGAAAGCUACUGACACCGACGGCUGGUGUAUACGAGCCUCGCUUCUUCACCUUAGUAGAUCCUCUAGGUGAACUAUGUGUGGUGACAUCGUCCUCGACCUCGGUGCUCUCAUCGCACGAGUCUGUAAUUUACUUCCCUGCUCGAGGGCUUAACAAGACUAGGUAUCUUUGCGCUACGUAUAAUUCCCGCUCUCGGUCAAUUAAUGUGUAUUACGUGAAAGCCUCAAUUCGGCACAAAGCUGUCAAUGGGGGCCAAUCCAUAAAGAAACGCAAGAACUUUUCUAUUUCAUCGCCAACAGCGGUCCGCAUAUUGGAAGACGAUUUGUACGAUGCAGUCGACUCCUCAAUGUCCCCUGUCACUGUGUCCAUGAACAUGGAGAAAAAGCGUACCAGCACACUUCUAUCAGGAAUCUCGUCAAUAGCACGUAUGGGCUCUGAAUCAACUAUUCCUGAGCUAAAAGUACCUCCGGUUAAGGGAAGUCUGGAGCUCGGGAAUCUACGAAAAAAUAUGAUCUGGACAAAGGUAGGUCUGUUUCAAAACAAGUCCAAGCGCCUGCAUUUGUGUGUAUCCGGCCUUCAUUAUGAAGGCAAGGAAGCCUUGGUAAUCAGUAAUCGCUUAACACAAGAGACCAAAGUUUACAUCUAUAAACAGCUCUCGGGAAACAUUCCUACUUACGAGUGCUCAUAUCAAACAAAAUGCUUACAUGCAUAUCCACUCGAUCAUCUGGAUCUUCCUGGUUGGCUAGUUCUACUUAACACUGACUCGCUGCUUCAAUUAAUACAUCCCGUACUCGAAAUCGAGUCACCGCCCAUACCUUUCGCAGGUAAACUUCCGAGCAUGUCUAUGAUAGCUAGCUCAUAUCAGAGCACUUUGGCGAUUAGAAGCAAUACUGAAAACAGAAAAACUUACCUACUCAAUUUGGUUCUCGAGCCUUCAAAUACUGUGGUAUCGCUAUGUUUGAAAGCAUGGCAAUAUUUGUCGGGAUCAAAAAUAAACGAGCAGGUGAAGGUCAUUUGGCGUGCAGCAUACAUGCGAGAUGAACUCAAAGAUGAGUGGAAUGCCUAUGUGGUGACAAUACUCAGUUUAAUUUAUCCAUUCGAGGAACAACAAGAGUCAAUAUCGGUGCACAAUGAGAUCACAGAGUUACUUGACUCAGCCCGCGUGAUUCAUGAUCAGUUUCACAUAAACUACUCAUUUUAUGAUCUUCUCCCUUUUAUCGUUGUUUCUCUACAUCUAAUUUAUGAAGAAGUGAAACUUAAUAGCCUCAACUCCAGUUUUACCAACAAACUCGGUACCCUUUUAACACAACUCGUUGUUUGGAUGGGAUGGCUGGAACAAUGGACCAAUUACUACAUGAUAGAUCAAGAGUAUAUAGACCGCCAUGUGCGCUUGCUUCUGAUUGUUUUGGUUCACCAGCCUCCAGAUCUCUUCAGGUAUCUUACCUCAUUGUUCAGCAGGAACGUUGAACCAUAUUUGCAAUUCUCCCAACUUGUGGAAGAAAGUGAAGAGAUCAAUCGGGUCAUUACACCAACGACUCAUAUUGUGUGCACAUUAUUUGAGAUUCUCCUGACAAGCCGCAUGGAGUCAGAAGCGAUAAUCAAGGCAAUGAGAGAAUUCAAAAUCACACCAAGCUUCUUGGAAACUCUUCCUGCGGGUCUAAGCUUGCCUUUAAAGAACUAUUUGCUGUAUUGUCAAAAUAACCCACAACUACAAUGGGCCACAACUGCUCUCGAGCUUGCUGGCAGACGAGACUUGACAGCGCUCCUUCAACCAGACUCGAGCUAUUGCGAUAUACCACAAGAAAACAAAAUGAUUUCCAGUACUGUUGGUCGAGAUGCCCGUUCUUUAUUGGGCUCUGUUGCUAGCGGCACAGAUAGCUUCUUGCCAUGGGAUGGACAAUCCGAGGCUGAUAGAAUCCAAAUAACAAAACUCAUUUUCGAUAAAGAUCGUCGUUAUUACGAAAUCACAAGCUUGCUACAUCAAACGAGAACUCAAACGGCUACAAUAGCAUUAGAUGAAGACACAAAUGAGUACAAUUUGACCAUUCUUAGAAGAACCAUCGCUGCAUUAGUUGGUGUGCGUACUGUUACUAUUCCGUUGGGCAGAGCUGCUUUGUUUUACAGCGGAAGAAUGCCUUUCUUGACUGAAAAGUUUCCGAUUCCAAAGUUUAAUCUCAAUACUUUGAUAUCCCCGUCCAUGACGACUAUCGUCCUACAAGAAGACUCAAUUAAUGCAAAGGUUAUGGAAUGGGGGCAUUUCCAUAAUGGUGUAUCUUCGGGAUUAAGUAUCAGUCCCCAUUCCAAGGGAAUUACUGGGAGCUGGGUUAACUUCAACAAACCUAAAGAAAACAAUGCGCAACAUGCCGGGUUUUUAUUGGGAUUAGGUUUAAAUGGACAUCUUAAAAAAUUAGAGGAGUGGCAUAUAUAUAAUUACCUCGGCCCCAAGCACCCAUUGACAAGUGUGGGUCUUCUAAUUGGUAUGGCGGCAAGUUUAAGAGCUUCGAAGGAUAACAAACUCACAAAAGUUCUCUCUGUUCACGCAGUUGCACUACUUCCACAAGGUGCAAAUGAUUUAAAUGUUCCCUUGAUUGUCCAGGCGGCAGGUCUCAUUGGAAUUGGACUCCUUUAUUUGGAAACUCAACAUAGAAGAAUGAGCGAAAUUCUCUUGCUUCAAGUGGGAGAACAGUGUGCUCAUGCUGAAAGCUUCGAGGAACAAGAAAGUUACCGACUCGCUGCUGGUAUAGGUCUUGGUCUCAUUAAUUUAGGAAAAGGAAAUGACUUGAAGGGUCUAAGCGGUACAAACGUCGUGGACCUUUUACUCUCUUACGCAAUCUCUAUCAGAGAUUCCCAUUCAAACUAUGAUAUGGACAAGUCAGGCUCAGGUUCCAUUCUAGCUCUCGGAUUUAUCUACUUGCGGACUGAGAACAGGGCCAUCGCUUCCAAGUUGGCAAUUCCGGAGUCCGAGCCACUCCUUGAUUAUGUGCGCCCAGAUCUUCUUCUUUUGAGAUGUUUGGCUCAAAACCUCAUCAUGUGGGACUCCAUUAAAGGCACCAGAGAAUGGAUCGAAAGUCAAAUUCCAAACGUCAUGAGACAAAAAUACAAGAUAAGUAAGAUCAGAGUUCUUGACAGUGACCAGAUUUCCUACUUUUAUGUUCUUGCCGGAGCAUGUCUCUCUCUUGCAAUCAAAUUUGCAUCAUCCCAAAACCAUCAAGCACGCGAUGCACUUUUGUAUUACUUGGACAUAUGUAUAAAUCUUUCCGGGACGUAUGCUGAAAAUUACGACCAGAAGAUUGCGCUUGGGAGUUUAAAUCAAUUGGAGAAUAUCUUAGGUAUAUCUGUUGCGGUGGUCAUGGCUGGAAGUGGUGACUUAGAUGUAUUCAGACGUUUAAGAGUUCUUCAUGGUCGAAUUGAUGAGCUGGUAGAUUUUGGCAGCCAUAUGGCCUAUAGUAUGGCCCUUGGUCAAUUGUUCCUUGGUGGGGGACAGUACGGGUUUGCAAAAAACAAUUUUGCCAUUGCUGCCUUGGUCAUUUCUCUCUACCCGGUAUAUCCAAAUGAGGGCAGUGACCAUGAAGUACAUUUGCAGGCAUUGCGACACUUUUGGGCGCUUUCUGUUGAGCUUCGAUGCCUUGUCGUUAGAGAUGUUGAAGAUGGUUCACCCGUCAAAGUGCCUGUCAAAAUAAGCUAUCGUGGCGGCAGCUGUAAACAAGUUUAUUCACCUUGCUUGUUGCCAUGCCUAGAUGAAAUUGCAUUCAUUGAGGUGAAUUCACCUGAAUAUUUCAAUGUCAAGAUCGAUUUCUCGGUCAACUCGGAAUACUUGGAACGGUUUAAGAGCUCUUUGGUAGUGUAUGUGCUUGAGAAACGGAAUUACGAAACACUCAAAGUAUCGAUGACUGCUCUUUUGGAGAAUAGUAAGCAGUCACUGAUGCAAGACCCCAAGAAAGAGGGAAGGCACAGCGAGAACACCAAAAGUAUUCUUGAAAGCAAAGUGGCCCACAGUCUCUCACUGUUUGACAAGGGAGUCUACGUUCAUGCUAAUGAUUGUGAAAUGCAAGACUUGGAAAUGCACGCAAUCAACUCAGGGUUAUCGAUCUACAACAUAUUUAACAGCAAAAUAGAGCUCGACGCCAUGUCUACAAGGCCCAAACGUGCAGAAGAAAUCGCAGACCUCUCGCUCCUAUUCGCCUAUACGGAUCACCUCUUGAGUCUGGACCUCUUCUACCUCGAUGCAAGCUUCAUAGAGCGCCUCAAACGAAAUGUGAGACAGCUAAUUCACCUGCAGGCGGCCGCAUGA
Australozyma saopauloensis is the source of this 4653-nucleotide messenger RNA. RefSeq names its product anaphase promoting complex subunit 1 (gene APC1). Gene Ontology annotation, cellular component: anaphase-promoting complex. The transcript has a single exon. Lineage: Eukaryota; Fungi; Ascomycota; Pichiomycetes; Serinales; Metschnikowiaceae. Gene Ontology annotation, molecular function: molecular adaptor activity. The record is from RefSeq and is a predicted model, not a curated record. Gene Ontology annotation, biological process: metaphase/anaphase transition of mitotic cell cycle; anaphase-promoting complex-dependent catabolic process; protein K11-linked ubiquitination. The coding region runs from base 1 to 4653 and encodes 1550 amino acids.